Delphinapterus leucas (beluga whale) is the source of this 2049-nucleotide messenger RNA. Lineage: Eukaryota; Metazoa; Chordata; Mammalia; Artiodactyla; Monodontidae. The record is from RefSeq and is a predicted model, not a curated record.
AUGUUGAACAAGAACAUUCUGCUGUUGGCUCUUCAGAUAAGUCUCUUAGGAACCACUCUUGGUGGGAAUGUUUUGAUUUGGCCAAUAGAAGGUAGUCAUUGGCUAAAUGUUAAGACAAUUAUAGAUGAUCUAAUUAAAAAAGAGCAUAAUGUGACUGUCCUAGUUGCUUCUGGUGCACUUUUCAUCACACCGACCUCUAACCCAUCUCUGAUAUUUGAAAUAUCUAAAGUGCCCUUUGGCAAAGAAAGAAUAGAAGGAUUGAUCAAGGACUUUGUUUUGACAUGGAUGGAAAAUAGACCAUCUCCUUUAACCAUUUGGAGAUUCUAUCAGGAGAUGGCCAAAGUCAUCAAGGACUUCCAUAUGGUGGCUAGAGAAGUCUGUGAUGGUGUUCUCAAAAACCAAAAUCUAAUGGAAAAGCUGAAGAAAAGCAAAUUUGAGGCCUUGGUAUCAGAUCCAGUAUUUCCUUGUGGUGAUAUAAUAGCUUUAAAACUGGGAAUUCCAUUUAUAUACUCUUUGAGGUUUUCUCCAGCCUCAACAGUGGAAAAACACUGCGGGAAGGUACCAUACCCUCCUUCCUAUGUUCCUGCUAUUUUAUCAGAACUUACUGACCAGAUGUCUUUCACCGACAGAAGAAUAAGAAAUUUCAUUUCCUACCAUCUACAGGACUGCAUGUUUAAUAUGCUUUGGAAAUCAUGGGAUUCCUACUAUAGUAAGCCCACGGAUGGUAGCCAUCGGUUAAACAUUAAGAUCAUUUUAGAAGAGUUGAAUCAAAGAAAUCACAAUAUGACUGUACAGGCUUCAUCAGCGACUCUAUUCGUCAACUCCAGUGAUGAUUCUUUUGUGAAUUUUGAGGUGAUAUCUGUUUCCUACAAGAAAAGCAACAUCGACUUCUUAAUUGAACAUCUGAUAAUGCUGUGGAUAGAACUAGGAAAACUCCUACAUACUUUUUUUCAGAUUAAUAUACAAAUCUGUGAUUGAGUAUUAAAGAACCCCAAGUUAAUGGCAAGACUUCAGAAAGGAGGCUUUGAUGUGCUGCUAGCCGACCCAGUAACAAUCUGUGGAGAUCUGGUUGCUCUGAAAUCAGGAAUUCCAUUUAUGUACACGUUGAAGUUCUCUCCAGCCUCAGCAGUGGAGAGACACUGUGGAAAAAUCCCAGCACCUGCCUCCUAUGUACCUGCAGCACUUUCAGAGCUCACUUACCAGAUGACCUUUGGCGAAGGGGUUAAAAAUACCAUAUCUUAUCCACUGCAAGAUUAUAUAUUUCAGUCCUACUGGGGACAAUGGAAUUCAUACUAUAGCAAAAUCCUAGAGAGAAUUUUAUCUCUGAAGGAAAUGGAAGAAUUUGUCCAAAGUUCAGGCGAAGAUGGUAUUGUGGUGUUUUCUCUGGGGUCAAUGGUCAAAAACCUCACAGAAGAAAAAGCCAAUCUCAUUGCCUCAGCCCUUGCCCAGACUCCACAGAAGGUUUUAUGGAGUUACAAAGGAAAGAAACUGGCCACGUUAGGAGCCAAUACUCGGCUCUAUGAUUGGAUACCACAGAAUGAUCUUGUAGGUCAUCCCAAAGCAAAAGGUUUUAUCACUCAUGGUGGAACCAAUGGGAUCUAUGAAGCUAUCUAUCAUGGGGUGCCUAUGGUGGGAGUUCCCAUGUUUGCUGAUCAGCCUGACAACAUUGCUCACAUGAAGGCCAAAGGAGCAGCUGUGGAGGUGAACAUAAACACAAUGACAAGUGCAGAUUUACUCAAUGCCUUGAGAACAGUCAUUAAUGAACCUUUUUAUAAAGAGAAUGCUAUGAGGUUAUCACGGCUUCACCAUGAUCAGCCUGUAAAGCCCCUGGACCGAGCAGUCUUCUGGAUCGAGUUUGUCAUGCACCACAAAGGAGCCAAGCACCUGCGGCCAGCUGCCCACAACCUCACCUGGUUCCAGUACCACUCUUUGGAUGUGAUUGGGUUCUUGCUGGCCUGUGUGGCAACUGCUGUAUUCUUGGUCACAAAAUGUUGUUUGUUUUCUUGUCUAAAAUUUGUUAAAACAGGAAAGAAGAAAAAGAGAGAAUAG